Messenger RNA from Pipistrellus kuhlii (Kuhl's pipistrelle), 3443 nucleotides. It is a transcript of the gene RBMX, whose product is annotated as RNA binding motif protein X-linked. The transcript is spliced from 11 exons. Gene Ontology annotation, biological process: positive regulation of mRNA splicing, via spliceosome. The record is from RefSeq and is a predicted model, not a curated record. Lineage: Eukaryota; Metazoa; Chordata; Mammalia; Chiroptera; Vespertilionidae. Bases 202 to 1374 code for a protein of 390 amino acids. Gene Ontology annotation, cellular component: spliceosomal complex. Gene Ontology annotation, molecular function: RNA binding.
UUCAGCCUCGUUCCCGGGCAGUAUAAAGUUUGCUGUCUCCUUUGUUCGCCCUCGUUGCGCAGUAGUUCCUGCGGGUUCUCCCUUCCGUCUUCGGAGCCGGCGGCCCGUCCCUCACGUUGAGCGGCUAGGAAGCCUCUGCCAGCGAGCUCGCAGGAGCUUGAAACCGUCGUCACCCCUCCGACUCUUAACCAGGGGGAAAACAUGGUUGAAGCUGAUCGCCCAGGAAAGCUCUUUAUUGGUGGCCUCAAUACAGAAACAAAUGAGAAAGCCCUUGAAGCUGUAUUUGGCAAAUAUGGACGGAUAGUGGAAGUACUCUUGAUGAAAGAUCGUGAAACCAACAAAUCGAGAGGAUUUGCUUUUGUCACCUUUGAAAGCCCAGCAGAUGCUAAGGAUGCAGCCAGGGAUAUGAAUGGAAAGUCCUUAGAUGGAAAAGCCAUCAAGGUAGAACAAGCCACUAAGCCAUCAUUUGAAACUGGUAGACGUGGACCACCUCCACCUCCAAGAAGCAGAGGCCCUCCAAGAGGUCUUCGAGGGGGAAGAGGAGGAAGUGGAGGGACCAGGGGACCUCCCCCACGUGGAGGGCACAUGGAUGAUGGAGGCUAUUCCAUGAAUUUUAACAUGAGUUCUUCCAGGGGACCACUUCCAGUAAAAAGAGGACCACCCCCGAGAAGUGGGGGUCCUCCUCCUAAAAGAUCUGCUCCUUCAGGACCAGUUCGCAGCAGCAGUGGAAUGGGAGGAAGAGCUCCUGUAUCACGUGGAAGAGAUAGUUAUGGAGGCCCACCUCGAAGGGAACCUUUGCCUUCCCGUAGAGAUGUUUAUUUGUCCCCAAGAGAUGAUGGAUAUUCGACAAAGGACAGCUACUCGAGUAGAGACUACCCCAGCUCUCGUGAUACAAGAGACUAUGCUCCACCACCAAGAGAUUAUACUUAUCGUGAUUAUGGUCAUUCCAGUUCACGUGAUGACUAUCCAUCAAGAGACUAUAGUGAUAGAGAUGGCUAUGGUCGUGAUCGUGACUAUUCAGAUCAUCCAAGUGGUUCCUACAGGGAUUCAUAUGACAGUUAUGGUAACUCACGUAGUGCUCCACCUACACGAGGGCCCCCGCCAUCUUAUGGUGGAAGCAGUCGCUAUGAUGAUUACAGCAGCUCACGUGACGGAUAUGGUGGAAGUCGAGACAGUUACUCAAGCAGCCGAAGUGAUCUCUACUCAAGUGGUCGUGAUCGGGUUGGCAGACAAGAAAGAGGGCUUCCCCCUUCUAUGGAAAGGGGGUACCCUCCUCCACGUGAUUCCUACAGCAGUUCAAGCCGCGGAGCACCCAGGGGUGGUGGCCGUGGAGGAAGCCGAUCUGAUAGAGGGGGAGGCAGAAGCAGAUAUUAAAAACAAAACUUUGGACCAAAAUCCCUGUUCAAAGAAACAAACAGAAAGUGGAACCUAUUCUGUCAUAACUACCCAAGAACUACUAAAAGGAAAAAUUAUGUUACAUUUUUCAAAUUUCCUGUUAAGUUCCCCUUUCAUAAUUUUUAUGUUCUUGUGAGGAGAAAAGUAAAACAUGUUUGAUCUUAGGACAUUGCUUUCAACAAGCAAAUGUUAAAUGUGUUAAGGCUUGACUUGUGUAUAGUGGUGUCAUUUUCCAAGUAAAAGUGUCCCAAAGGCCACUUUCUAAUUUUUCCCCCAGUUAAUGAGAAGCAAUUCUAAGAUCUACAAACAUUUAGCCAUCUAUUGUAAAAUGGACAGAUGAAUCCCUCUGCCUAUACAAAUAAGCUAGCUAUUAGAGGGUGGUUGGGGUAUGCUACUCUUAGGAUAUCAUUACAGUCUUCAAACUGAAAUCUCAAAUGUUACCAAUAUGAAAAACUUGAGAUCAGAUGCUUAUGUAAAAGAAAGUGCUAUUCACCCAGUAAACCCAAAACAGUUCUGGCCAUAUUUUGUCUUUCUGACAUUUCCUUGGGAAUCUACAAGAACCUCCCCCUCUCCCCUCCCCCAAUAAGAUCAUUUUAAGUGUGUGUUAAGCAACUACAGAAUACUAAAUAAAAAGUUUGGCCAAAACCAACCAUGAAGCUGCAAACGGUGCUUGCUCUUACUGUUUCAAAUUUUUGCAACUCUGUAGUGUCUCACUUUUAAGGAACAGCUUGAUUGCAAAGGAGAAAAUAGAUAAGCAAUGAAGUUAUCUCCAACUUCUCAAAGGCUUAUGACUUCUAAAAAGUGAAUCUAUCAGCAUUCCACAUCAGAUUUAAAGCAUCAAAUGCCUGUGAAACAGCAAAGAUGGUUGAGGAUUAUGGUCACGGAAUGCUGAUUUAUUCACACUAGGUAAAGCUGACAAGUUGGCAGCAAGAGAAAUCAAACGCUGAGAGUUGUUGAAGCAGAAGAAUGCAGAAUGUGUAUAAGGCACAACAGUUGCAUAAGCAGUGCUCAUCAGAAUUGGUUUGGUGCAAGCAAUAGAUUUUUGCCUUCAAGGGUUCCUGUUGGACAAAAGGCAUCAGUGUUGGUUAGCACUCUUUUAACUAGGGAGUGGUAGAUACUUAAGUAAUAAUUGACAGAUGGAGAAAGGGGAGCAAUUAAGGAAAUUGGUAAGUGGAGGUAGUGAGGAGCUCUUUGGUUCUUUAUGUAGAUUUUAUAGCUUUGGCUUUCAUUGUUUAGCCAAAGUCAUUAGGAACAACUUUAAUUAGAACUUCCUAAUUAUCAAUGUCAGAAAGUUAAUUAAAAAAAAUGAAAGGCAUAAGCGGUAGCUCUCUGAUUUUCAGCAAGUGUAACACUGCUGUUUAUUAUCCAGAACUGGGACUAAGUAAAAAAACAACUAAAGGAAAGAGUAAUGUCUGGAAACUUGGCUGAAAUGAUUGAAAGCACAUUUAAAAACUGGAAACAAAAUUGGGCCACUUGGCUUUUUAAACUAUUUUUGUUAGGCUAUGUUACCCCCACCUCCUUACCUUGGAAAAAAAAAUCCGAAUACAGCUUCAUUAUGUUGGAGAUCAGAGUCAAUAAUAUAAAAUCUACUGUUCUCAAAGGAUACAGAGUUAAGUUGUUGGGUUAGAAAAAACAACUCAAGAAUUUGUGCAUAGUAAAAUGGCAGUACUAUCAUGAUCAACAUUUGUGAUUGUGGGAAAUAAUUUUAAAAAAGGUGUAACCCUCAUUUGACAGGCUCUUAAUCACAGACCAUGAGGGUAUUGGCCAAAUUUUAAAUGGCUGUUGCACUUAUAUAGCUGUCUUCCUCAAUCCUGUAAUCUUAAAUUACUUGAGUUUAUGCUUUUGUGUCCUGAGAUUUUAUUUAGAUAUCUUGAAGAUAGUGUAGAACAUUGAGAUUAAUUAUAGUAAAUAUCAAUACUAUAUUCAAAUUAGGAAGUAUGCUUAAAUGACCAAGAUAGCCAUUUGGCAAGUAGUUUACUGAUGCAGCAGACUUAAUUCUGCUCUUGUGGAAAGAAUUUGUUUUGAUAUUUAUGACUUUAUACUGGCUG